AUCAUGUAAGAAACGCUACAACUACACGUCAUUAAAAUAUUUCGGUGUUUUCAGUUUGAAUCCGAAGGGGUUAACGGGUGUAAUUGGAUCAAUGGGCAUAAUGCAGAGCCCCAGCAUCUAAUUUCAUUUGUAAAACUGCUCCUCGUCUAACGACAGGAGUUACUGUUGACUGCGGGACAAGUCUGCUUACUGAAAACAUUCUGCUGAAAGAGUUUCGGUCUCCUGCUAAAUGUUUAUGGGAUAUAUUAUAUCGUCUCUUGGUUGCCAUGGGAGAAAAGGAAGGUGUCAACUUUUCACAUGGAGCUUUUCCAGCCCUGUCCUAAACUGAUGAACGCAGUCUGCAUGUAAAUAUACCGCCUUUCACCGCAGUUUGAGUGACUCUGGAUUUAUGCCGACGUGGGACGUCGAGUACACGAGUGUUGUGAACUGGUUAGGACCAAACUAAGGUCACGAAAGAGGCUGUGUCGCUGGGUAAACUCCCACUAAUUUCUAACAUUCUUCCCUGGAUUUGUUUGACAGACAGCCGCCAUCAUUCCGUGCUGCGGAGGCGACCCAAAAAUGUCGUCCAAUGGCGAUCUGCAGGACAUCGGGAGCUGGGACAGCUUCUGGGAGCCGGGAAACUACAAGAGGACUGUUAAGCGCAUCGACGAUGGCUACAAGCUAUGCAACGAAAUGAUCACAUGCUUCCAGGAGCGAGCCAAGAUUGAGAAAGGUUAUUCACAGCAGCUAAAUGAAUGGUCCAAAAAAUGGAGGGGUGUAGUAGAGAAGGGGUCACAGUAUGGCACGGUAGAAAAGGCCUGGCAUGCGUUUAUGAACGCAGCAGACACACUGAGCGAGAUCCAUAUGGAGAUUAAAGAGAAACUGAUCGUCGAGGACAGCAAUAAGAUUCGCAACUGGCAAAAGGACGCCUUUCACAAGCAGAUGAUGGGUGGAUUCCGGGAGACCAAAGAUGCUGAUGAAGGCUUUCGCAAAGCCCAGAAAACCUGGGUCAGGAAACUCAAGGACGUGGAGUCCACCAAAAAGAUUUAUCACCAGACCCGUAAGGAAGAGCGCACCGCUCUAACCCGUGAAACCCAUGCCAAGGCGGAUACGACCAAAUCCCCAGAGGAGGUCCGCAAGUUCACAGACCGCUUGGAGAAAUGUACACAAGAGGCUGAGAAGGCACAAGAGCGUUAUGAGAGAGCCCUUGAAGAACUCAAUCGCUGUAACCCGCGUUACAUGGAGGACAUGGAGCAAGUCUUUGAAAUCACCCAGGAAGCUGAGAAAAAAAGGCUGCAGUUCUUUAAAGAAGUUAUGAAGGACAUGCACCAGCAUCUGGAUCUUUCCAGCAAUGAUCGAUUUAAAGCCCUGUUUCGAGACCUGGGUCAGACCAUCAACGCAGCCAGCGACACAGAGGACCUCAGGUGGUGGAGAAACACACACGGGCCCGGCAUGAGCAUGAACUGGCCACAAUUUGAGGAGUGGUCACCUGAGACGCGGACCAUCAGUCGGAAGGACAGAAACAGUCGCUCUGAUGAUGUGGUCACCUUGACUAAUAUUGUCUCAGCGGGAGAUGAACUUCCACAGGAUACUAUCAGGGCUGGUAAAGAUUACUCCUCAGACUGGUCCGAUGACGAGAGCCCUAAAAGAUUCAUCGCAGCCAACGGGAUGGACGAGGAGGAGAAGGUAGUUGGGGUUCGAGUUAAAGCGCUGUAUGAUUAUACAGGGCAGGAGGCUGAUGAGCUGAGCUUUAGAGCAGGUGAAGAGUUACUGAAGAUGGGUGAAGAGGAUGAACAAGGCUGGUGUAAAGGUCAGCUGGACAGUGGAGAGGUGGGACUUUACCCUGCCAACUACGUCGAAGCCAUCGCAUCAUGAUAACCUCCAUCUUUUCUGUGCUAGCCAUAAGGUCGCAUCACUGAACUGUGGGAUGUGUGACAGAUACACUAGAGGACUUUUUCUGAGGAUUUGUUUCUUUUUGACUUUAUGAAACACCAGUGCCUUUAUUGUUAAACAUCAGAGACAUUCAUUACUGUAACAUCACAGGGUCAGAUGGUUGU
Paramisgurnus dabryanus is the source of this 2036-nucleotide messenger RNA. RefSeq names its product protein kinase C and casein kinase substrate in neurons 3 (gene pacsin3). Gene Ontology annotation, biological process: regulation of endocytosis; plasma membrane tubulation; cytoskeleton organization. Gene Ontology annotation, molecular function: phospholipid binding; protein binding. Gene Ontology annotation, cellular component: cytoplasm; endosome; plasma membrane. The record is from RefSeq and is a predicted model, not a curated record. Lineage: Eukaryota; Metazoa; Chordata; Actinopteri; Cypriniformes; Cobitidae.